CGAUGAGACGCACAGCUGAGACCGACAGCAAACAAACAGCAGGCAGGAGCUUUGUGUCUGCUGGGAAACAUGAAAAAAGUUGUUUUUUCCCUCAUUCGUCUUUGUGUGCUCCUACUCAGUUUCUCCAUCAUUUGUCUGGGAGUCCUUUGCAUUUACACAGGUUCCUCUGCAUGCAAAUGUGGGAAUAACCCAUUGGUUGCUUACUGCCUUCUAGCUCUGGGGCUCGUGCUCCUUGUGGCUGGCAUUUUCUGGAGCACAGUCCAUGAAGCCAUGAAAUACAGGGUCCUCAGCAGCAUCUUCGUGAGGAACCCUGGCCUUGCAGAGCUCCGUGUCAGCACCAUAGACAGGCCUGAUUUCUACCCCCCAUCCUAUGAAGACAGCACUGACCCUGAGAAGCAGACCUUCCCACUACCUGUGGCCUCUGCACCCAAAGAGCAAGAAGUCAUCAACAUUCCACCGCCGCUGUACAGCGAGAGCAGCACAGAGUCUGUCAGUGAGACAAAUGAGCCAGAGCAGCCCCCACCGUAUGAACUACCUUGCCAGGCCUUGAGCCCAGCGCAGGAGCCAGAUGCCUCAAGGAGCUGCCACCCAAUGUGAUCACAGUGCUUUUCACAUGGGAAUAGUCACCUUUGCGUAACACUACCAAGGGACUUAGAAGAGAGCAAAUGAGCUGUUGGCUGUGUUCAGGAGAGCAUAGGUAGGAUGAGUCAAGAGAUACGCCCUGCUGUUACUGUGCAGCCUGCAGUGGGUAAGAGAAAACCCCUACCCCUCCCACUAGGUGUGAGCACUGCAGCUCUGACAGCCUGUCCCUUACAGUGUUGGGUGUAACUGCAAAUCCUUCUGAAAGGAAUGUAACAGUAAUCCAGACCCGAGGGAUGGAGUAUCAUCGAGACAGGCUGGGAGAACUGUGCUUAGUCAGUCUGGAGAAAAGAAGGCUGUGGGGAUGCCUUGUUAUGGCCUUUCAGUAUUUAAAGGAAGAUUAUAAACGGGGGAAAUCUUGUUUAAAACCCUGUUUUGCAAUGAUAGGACAAGGGGAAAUGCUUUUAAACUAAGGGAGGGAAGAUUUAAAUUAGAUGUCAGAGAAGUUUUUCAUUCAUAGUGAAGUGAGGUGCUGGCAGAGGCUGCCUAGAGAGUCUGUGGAUGCCCUAUGCCUGGAGGUGUUCAAGGCCAGGCUGGAUGAAGCCCUGGGCAGCCUGAGCAGCCCAUCUAGCAGCUGGCAGCCCUGCCUGUGGCAGGAGCCUUUAAACUUGAUCAGUGAAGUCUCUUACAACCCAAACCAUUCUGUGAUUUUAAGGAGUUUCAUGCUGUUACUGUUCCUCAGUGUCUGUGUCUCUUAAGGAGUUUUGGCUGAAAGUCCUCAUUUGUGGUUUUAUAACAAUAGCUGACUUGGGAAACCUACUCAUUCACCAGCUUUUGUCUGGAAUUUGUAACAUUUGUAGUAACUGAGUAUUUUUGUAGCACAUUCUGUUGAAGCUACUUGUUUUAUUUUGAAGUACUAGUACUUACUAAUUUACUACCGAAUUUGUGAAUAAAUUUUGUAUUUAAAACCAA
Coturnix japonica (Japanese quail) is the source of this 1551-nucleotide messenger RNA. It is a transcript of the gene TMEM252, whose product is annotated as transmembrane protein 252. The record is from RefSeq and is a predicted model, not a curated record. Lineage: Eukaryota; Metazoa; Chordata; Aves; Galliformes; Phasianidae.